AACAUGUUAUCCCCCUCCCUUGUCUGGAGACUGAAAUGAAAACACUAUUAGACAUAUUUCACUCAUAUCUUGUCCUUCAAAAAGCCCCGACUAUAUAUCACUCCUCAUCUACUGAUGAUGGAGCUUCCACCAUUUCCACCAACAACAUUACUCUCUCUCUCUCUCUCUCUCUCUCUCUCUCUCUCUCUCUCUCUCACACACACACACACACACACAGCAAGACUCAUAUCUCCGCAACUGCAUGACAUAUUACCUCAUGUCUGCCACUUCAUACUCUGGCAGCAUUCUUCCAAUCUCGGUACAUUUCUUGUUCAAGCACAACUGAAAAUACUCCUUUCGCCUUUUGCCUUUCUAACCUUUAGCACCCGUAGUGAUGCACUAGUUGCAAAAAUCAUAACAAACACGUUCAAAAAACCAUUAUAAAGGUGGCAUCAAAGAAAAAGUUAAUAACAGUUAGACACCUUGCCCCGUCACUAGCCAACAUCGAUGCUUAUAUAUCAGCUCGUCCCAACAACUUAACCCAUCAAAGUUUAAAAGACUCCACCGUAGCCUUUGAGUGAAUUCCAAUUCAAAACCCACAUAAUGUCGCUUCCAUGUACCAAAAACUUCUUGCAACGCUUUUGCGAUGAGUUUGGAGGGGGUAACGAUAGGGCUUUCGGCUCCUUCUCCAGUGAUCACAUCCUCCCUUCCCUUGGAGCCAGAAUCAACCAAGCAACCAAACUCCGAAGAUGCAUUAUCUGCCCGUUCACCCCUCGUUAUAGGGCUUGGGAGAUGUUCUUGAUUGUUCUAGUGGUUUACUCCGCCUGGAUCUGCCCAUUUGAGUUUGCAUUUCUGAAAAACAAGCAAGAUGCCCUUUUCAUAAUUGACAACAUUGUCAAUGGCUUCUUUACCAUCGAUAUUGUUCUCACCUUCUUUGUGGCAUAUCUUGACAGUCAAUCGUAUCUUCUUGUUGAUGACCCCAAGAAAAUUGCAACCAGGUACAUAUCAACCUGGUUUCUUUUUGAUAUCUGUUCAACACUGCCCUUCCAAUCCCUCAGCCUCCUGUUCACAGAUCAUAGUAGUGGAAUUGGCUUUAAAUUACUCAACAUGCUCAGACUUUGGCGUCUCAGACGAGUCAGCUCUUUGUUUGCAAGACUAGAGAAGGACAUCCGCUACAGCUAUUUCUGGAUUCGGUGCACAAAACUCAUAUCUGUUACACUAUUUGCAGUACACUGUGCCGGAUGCUUUAACUACAUGAUUGCAGAUAAAUAUAAAAAUCCAAACAAAACAUGGAUUGGUGCAGUCUACCCAAAUUUCAAAGAAGAGAGCCUUGGGGACAGAUAUGUAGCUUCGAUUUACUGGUCUAUCACAACAUUAACCACUACUGGUUACGGGGACUUGCAUGCUGAGAAUACCAGAGAGAUGUUGUUUACUAGCUUCUACAUGCUAUUCAACUUAGGAUUGACAGCAUACCUCAUUGGAAACAUGACAAACCUCGUCGUUCAUCGGACCAGCCACACGAGAAAUUUUAGGGAUACUAUCCGAGCUGCUUCAGAAUUCACAAGAAGAAAUCAAUUGCCCUCGCGCAUAGAGGAUCAAAUUUUGGCUCAUAUAUGCCUCGAUUUCAAAACAGAAGGACUGAAACAGCAAGAGACCUUGAAUGGCCUACCAAAAGCCAUUCGUUCUAGCAUUGGCCACUUUUUGUUCUUCCAUGUCGUUCAGAAUGUCCACCUUUUCCAGGGUGUUUCUCACGACUUCCUUUUCCAAUUGGUUCCUCAAAUGGAACCAGAGUAUUUCCCGCCCAAGGAAGAUGUGAUCCUUCAGAAUGAGUCACCAACAGAUCUUUACAUAAUUGUCUCAGGAGCAGUGGAUUUCAUUGCAGAGAUUCAUGGGCAAGACCAAUUUCUUGGAAAGGCCAUUGCGGGGGAUAUAUUCGGAGAAAUUGGAGUUCUAUGUAACAGGACACAACCAUUCACAGUUCGAACUGCUGAGAUUUCUCAAAUAUUACGACUGAACAAAACUAUACUGAUGAAACUUAUUCGAGCAAAUACAGAAGAUGGUGAUACCAUUAUGAGCAAUCUUGAAAAGAAAUUGAAAGGGAUGGAAAGCUUUUGCUCCGUGAACCUAUGGAAAGAUCCAAGUUCGAACAUGGGUGAGUGGGUUGAUGAAGCAAUUGAAAGAGAGAGCUUUUCUCAUGAUACAAGUGAAGAGCAUCCGCAUGGAGAUCCAUCAAUGCAAGAUAUGAGCAAUAUAGGCUUCAAUAAUUCAGAUGUUAGUGGGAAAAAAGAAACUGGAGAAGGUCAUACUUUCACCAGAGAAGGAAGGGACAUAAAUUUAUUUGCUGAUUGCAGCCAAACAGCCUUCCAUGUUGCUGCUCGUAAUGUGCAUCUUGAAAUGGUUAGAGCUCUUCAGGAAGGAGGAGCAAAUGUAAACAAUCCAGAUGCCAGCGGGUGGACCCCAAAAGCUCUAGAUGAACAGCAGGGAAACAAAAACAAAAAAGACCUUAUACUGAGUUAUGGAACGAGACGGAUGAUAGAUGAAUACAAAACCAACAUUUUCAGACCAGAAACAGCACAGAACACUAGGAAUGGUCAGUUCAAGCCUUCAAGAAUCAAUGGUCAUUCUAGGGCUCAGGCUGAGAAUCAUAUUAUCAAACUCCCUAAGAGAGUCACCAUUCACAUGAAAUCCCACAAGAAGAUUUCCUCACAAAAGCAACUUGGGAAGCUAAUAAUCCUACCUGAUUCCUUAGAAGAGCUAUUGAGGAUCGCCGGUGAAAAAUUUGGAGACCACAGUCUAACAAAAGUGGUAAACGCAGAGAAUGCUGAAAUAGAUGACCUAAGUGUUGUCCGAGAUGGGGACACUUUGUUUCUCCUUCAAGUUGAUUCUGAAAGUUCAGAGUGUAAUUAAACUAAUUAUUGAAAAGCGAUAUUGAAUAAAUGGAAAAGCUUCUAGCUUCAAGGAUACUGUGUUACAAUGAGAGUAAUAACAAAACAACAGGGUAUAUAAGUCAAAUGAAUUGUCUGUCCAAA
Messenger RNA from Rhododendron vialii, 3008 nucleotides. Its product is annotated as potassium channel KAT3-like. NCBI's taxonomy places the organism in Eukaryota, Viridiplantae, Streptophyta, Magnoliopsida, Ericales, Ericaceae. The transcript is spliced from 11 exons. Gene Ontology annotation, molecular function: protein binding; voltage-gated potassium channel activity. Gene Ontology annotation, biological process: potassium ion transport; transmembrane transport. The record is from RefSeq and is a predicted model, not a curated record. Bases 583 to 2886 code for a protein of 767 amino acids. Gene Ontology annotation, cellular component: membrane.